UUUAUAAUAAUUAUAGUUUUCGGCGUCAUCUAUCUCAUAAUAAGAGUCUGUGCAGUAAUGUGUUGUGGUCCAGUUAAAGAAAAUAACAGUAAUGAGCGCGGUGUGCGUAGACGUGUAAUACGACGUAUACGUAUCGAGCCGGCGAAUGCUGCUGAAAACGGAGGCAGCACAACGACAACAAAUACAAUAACUGAAGCUAGUGCUAGCACAGCAACGGAAGAUCGCCAAGGCAACAUUUUCACAAUCGCAAAUGAGAGCGCCAACAACCCGUUACCGCAUCGUUUUUCAGAUUUCUUCUAUGUUGAACCGAGCGCCGAAGAUGCAGCCCGCAUUCGCGCACAACUGGAGAAGGAUGAAAAGGAUUUACCCACCUACGAAGAGGUGAUGGCUAUGAGUGCCGCUCAGACGGCGGCCGGCACUUUAUCGCCACCGCCUACAACCUCGACAACCUCCGUUGCCACAACGGAUACGACAGUGCCGCCAUACUCAGAAGUCGAUCGGAACGGGACUCGGGCAGCUCCACUAAACUUGGAAAUGGGUGCAACUGCGAGACCAACAGGAAACGUAACAGCACCAGCUGCGGAAGCAGUAGCAGCGUCAACGUCCCGUGCUGCCGCCGCCGCCGCCACAAGUACAGCGACUACAGCAACUGUCGUCACCAUUGCCAAUUCGGUGUCAAAUACGAGCGUGUGAUCCACCCACUUGCAUUCAACAGUCAGUAGUAUCUGUCUGCAUAAGGAUGGCGUGGUGUACGAGCAAUAUAGUGCCUUCUGAACUUACAAAUCCAACCUGCUAAGCAUUACAUAAACAUAUAUAAAUAUUUGUAGGCUUGGCUUGAUAGUCAAUAUUGCCAUGUGCUAGUGAUUUCAUUAAGAGUACGCAUUUAAAUGUCCUUUCAUAUGUAUAUAGACACAUUCCGACAUUUUAGAGACUGUUAUGUUUUUACCAGUGCAUCCACAGGAAUGUCCUGUACCUAUUUAUAUAGUUUCCAUUUUGUGUAAAUUUACCCUUUAUUUUAUAAGAAAACUUAUUAAAAAAGUGUGAGUAAUUAAAAUAGCUUUACAACAGGCGCCGUAAUUUAUAGAGAGCCGGUUAUUUAUAGAGAGUACAAAUACGGGUACUCUUCCACAUUUAAAUCGAGCACAGGUGAUCUUUUAUUGUAAAUGAACGAGUAUUCAUAAUGAUAGAUAAUAUAAAAUUGUAGCAUAAGUUGUUGUAAAUCGAAAGCUUUAAAAAUAUAUACCUUUAUAAAAAAACUGAAA
This is a messenger RNA of Bactrocera tryoni, 1262 nucleotides long. RefSeq lists its product as uncharacterized. The transcript has 3 exons. The record is from RefSeq and is a predicted model, not a curated record. Lineage: Eukaryota; Metazoa; Arthropoda; Insecta; Diptera; Tephritidae. Bases 58 to 693 code for a protein of 211 amino acids.